AUGGGAUAGAAAAUGGGGGAGAGAGGGAGCCGAGCUCGGCAGCGGCGGCGCUUCGGGGCUUUUUAGAGUUUAAUCUGAGUCUGGAAACCCGAGAAACGCGGUGUGAGAGCGGAGCGCGGGGUGUUCGCCGCGCUGGAGCUGCUCGGACUGAGGAGGAAAGCGGCCUCUGCCCUCCACCGGGCUUCGGUUAGCCUAGCCGCUAACGGCAGGCUAGCGCGGGGUCCCGGGGCUGCACCGCGGACAGCGGGAUGAAACCCGCCUUUAACGCGCUCGGAAAGCGCGACACACGGCCUCGCUUCGCUCUCCACCCGCUCUCUACCCGCCUCGGCCCAUCACGGCCUCGUUCGGAACCCGGUUCGGUCGCUGCCCUCAGAUAAACGCAGGCUAGCUAAGCUAAAGCGGAGCUACACCCCGUUAGCUGCCCGAAGUCGACGCUACAUUUCUGUCCUAAUUUUCUCGCUCCACCUUAAAUGGUGCAGUACUUCCGUUUCGCGCCUGGACACGCUGCUGGGACUGCGGUGCUGUUUAAGGUGGAACGGGUAUUCCGGCUAAGAAGCUAAGCUCGGCGUCGUGCUAGCUGCUGACAUUGCGCGACUCUGGGUCUCACAGUCCGAGCCACAGACUCUUAAAUAGCCGCUGGAGCGAAAGUGGAUCUGUUUUUAUCCAUUUAGUGCGUUUUAACUUUUAAAAUAACUCUAAUGCCGCCGUAAGAUGCUUAGUAGUGUGUCCUUAGCCAACUAGCUCCUGAGCUCCAUGCGUGACACCGUGUAGUGAAUUAUAACGCAGAGCUGUGGCUUCAGGCCCCUAAAGCCAAGUCCGCUGAUUUUCAUGAUGAUUAAAUGGUGAAGGUAGUGUGUGUGCAGUAGGAUGGAGAGUUUGGGGCUGCAGGCUGUAGCUCUGAGUGACGGCUCCACCGCCUUCAUCCAGCAGGCGCUUAGCGAGACUAAUCUGGCAGAAGGAGACACCAUCCAGCUGGAGGACGGAACCACAGCGUACAUCCAGCAGGUCACAGUGCAGCAGAAAGACCCUCUGCCAUUUGAAGAUGGUCAGGCAGUCCAGCUUGAGGACGGCACUACAGCCUACAUCCACCGCACACCUAAAGAUGGUUUUGACCCCGGUGCGGUGGAGGCGGUGCAGCUGGAGGACGGCAGUACAGCAUACAUUCACCACCCAUCAGCUCUGCAGCCAGGGGGCACCAUACUCACCGUACAGGCCGGGGGUGUGCUGGAGGAGCUCACUGCGGACCCCGACACCAUCAGCACACUGGAGAACUACUCUGCACGGCUGACGGGUUCUAAGGUGGAGAUGGAUGAGAACAGUUCUGGAGCUAAUGGAGUGAAGGCAUGGAGUUCCUGUAAAACUCCUCAGGGGGAGAAAAGCUUCCAGUGCGGCUACGAGGGCUGUGGCCGACUCUACACCACUGCACACCAUCUGAAGGUGCAUGAGCGUUCUCACACAGGUGACCGUCCGUACCGCUGUGAGAUCCCCUCCUGCACCAAAGCCUUCUCCACCGGCUACGGCCUGAAGAGCCACCUGCGCACACACACCGGAGAGAAGCCCUACAAGUGUCCAGAGGACAUGUGUUACAAAGCCUUCAAAACCUCCGGAGACCUGCAGAAGCACGUCCGCACGCACACAGGCGAGAAGCCGUUUAAGUGUCCAUUUGAAGGCUGCGGACGCUCCUUCACCACCUCCAACAUCAGGAAGGUCCACAUGCGCACGCACACGGGCGAGAGACCGUACCUGUGUCCAGAGCCGGCGUGUGGACGAGGCUUUGCCAGCGCCACCAACUACAAAAACCACAUGAGGAUACACACGGGUGAGAAGCCGUAUCUGUGUACGGUUCCCGGAUGUGGGAAGCGUUUUACGGAAUACUCCAGUCUGUAUAAACACCACGUCGUUCACACGCACUGCAAACCGUACAGCUGCAACCACUGCGGGAAAACCUACCGACAGACCUCCACGCUCGCCAUGCACAAACGCACCGUCCACGGAGACUACGCCGAGGAGGCGGAGGCAAUAGAGCCUACUCAGCAGCAGCAGGGUGUGUAUGCAGAGGGGGCGGAUCAGAAGGAGGAGUCUCAGGCUGUCAUGGAGACGGAUGAUGUCAUUAGCUCUCAGGUCAAUCUGACCGCUGAAGAUCUGCAGGCUCUGACUGCUGGCAUCACCAUGGUGACGCAGGACGGCACCACCAUCACCGUGCCCGCCCACCAGGGCAUCCUGAGCGGCAGGCAGCAGCACGUCGCCAUGGUUACACAAGACGGCAAGGAGCUGCAGCAGGUUGCUAUAGUAACAUCAGAUGCCAUCAUGUCAGCCGGGUCAGGGAUCAGCUCUCCUCAUUGUCAGCAGGUGGCGCUGUUGGCCACGGCAAACGGCACACAGAUAGCAGUGCAGCUGGAGGAGCAGCAGACAUUAGAAGAAGCAAUAAGCAUGGCCACUGCAACUAUACAGCAAGGACUGACCCAGGAUCAGCCAGAAGCCUGACCACAACACCCACAGAACUGACCUAGAAUCAGCCAGAAGCCUGACCACAGCAUCCAUAAACCCUGACCCAGGAUCAGCCAGAAGCCUGACCACAACACCCACAGAACUGACCGAGAAUCAGCCAGAAGCCUGACCACAGCAUCCAUAAACCCUGACCCAGGAUCAGCCAGAAGCCUGACCACAACACCCACAGAACUGACCUAGAAUCAGCCAGAAGCCUGACCACAGCAUCCAUAAACCCUGACCCAGGAUCAGCCAGAAGCCUGACCACAACACCCACAGAACUGACCUAGAAUCAGCCAGAAGCCUGACCACAGCAUCCAUAAACCCUAACCCAGGAUCAGCCAGAAGCCUUACCACAGCAUCCAUAAACCCUGACCGAGGAUCAGCUAGAAGCCUGACCACAGCAUCCAUAAACCCUGACCGAGGAUCAGCCAGAAGCCUGACCACAGCAUCCAUAAACCCUGACCGAGGAUCAGCCAGAAGCCUGACCACAGCAUCCAUAAACCCUGACCGAGGAUCAGCCAGAAGCCUGACCACAGCAUCCAUAAACACUGACCGAGGAUCAGCCAGAAGCCUGACCACAGCAUCCAUAAACCCUGACCGAGGAUCAGCCAGAAGCCUGACCACAGCAUCCAUAAACCCUGACCGAGGAUCAGCCAGAAGCCUGACCACAGCAUCCACACAGAACUGACCCAGGAUCAGCCAGAACUCCAACCAGAGCAUCCA
Molecule: messenger RNA, 3213 nt
Organism: Pygocentrus nattereri (red-bellied piranha)
Lineage: Eukaryota; Metazoa; Chordata; Actinopteri; Characiformes; Serrasalmidae
Gene: znf76
Product: zinc finger protein 76
Exons: 14
Coding region: 868-2484 (538 amino acids)
Biological process (GO): regulation of transcription by RNA polymerase II
Cellular component (GO): PcG protein complex; transcription regulator complex
Molecular function (GO): DNA-binding transcription factor activity, RNA polymerase II-specific; RNA polymerase II cis-regulatory region sequence-specific DNA binding
Source: RefSeq, a predicted model, not a curated record